GGACAACCACAACAGAACACUACGCCAACGUCGAGCGCUGUCUGCAGUGCAGAGGGACACACACAAACACCAGCGUUGGCAGCCAUGGAUCACCUGCCACUUACAGCGCCGGCCGCCGCGGCGUCGCUGUUGCCGGCGCAGGGCGGGAGGGUGCUCGACGCGUACAAGAAGGCGCUGGCCACGGCGGCCUCGGCUGCCGCGUACGCCGUGCUGGCGCGAAGCAUGGCGAGGGAGCUGUUCCCCGACGAGCUGCGCGCCGCGGUGCGCUGGUGCGCGGCCGUCGCGGGCGCCCGCUUCGGCCGGAGCGAGAAGGAGCGCCACACAGUGGUCAUCCAGCGCCAGUUCGACGGCGGGUACAACGAGAACCACCUCUUCAACUCGGCGCGCGCGUACCUGGCCACCCGGAUCGACCCGCGCGCCAUGCGCCGGCUCUGCCUCGCGCGCUCCCGCGCCAAUGAGCCCGACGGCGACAGCAGCGGGAGCACGCUCCUGUGCAUGGAGCCCGGGGGCUCCACCACCGACGUCUUCGACGGCGUCGAGUUCAUGUGGACGUCCGUCGAGACCGGUGGCGAGGAGAACAAAAAGGGCGAGUCCCUGGAGCUCAGCUUCGACGCCGAGCAUACGGACACCGCGCUGGAGCGUUACGUGCCCUUCGUCAUGUCCACGGCGGAGCAGCUGCAGCUGCGUCACCGCGCGCUCAGGAUCUUCAUGAACGAGGGGCGGUCGUGGGACGGUAUCAGCCACCACCACCCGGCCACGUUCGACACGAUCGCCAUGGACCCGGCGUUGAAGCAGUCCAUCGUAGCCGACCUUGACAGAUUCUUGAAGCGCAAGUACUACUACCAGCGGAUCGGCAAGGCGUGGAAGCGUGGGUAUUUGCUCUACGGCCCGCCCGGUACCGGCAAGUCCAGCCUGGUCGCCGCCAUGGCCAACUACCUCCGCUUCGACCUCUACGACCUCGACCUUUCGAUGGUGUACAAUAACUCGGCGCUGCAGAGGCUGCUCAUCGGCAUGCCCAACAAGUCCAUGCUCGUCAUCGAGGACAUCGACUGCUGCUUCGACGCCGCCGCGUCGAGGGAAGACGGCAAGGCGCCAGGGCCAGACGACGGUCCGGACCCCGACUAUACAUCGGACUCCCAAGACGCGUACCAGCCGGGAGCACCUCCGCCGAAGAGUAUCACUCUGUCCGGUCUGCUCAACUUCAUCGACGGGCUGUGGUCGACGUGCGGCGAGGAGCGCAUCAUCGUCUUCACCACCAACUACAAGGAUCGCCUCGACCCGGCGCUGCUGCGGCCCGGGCGCAUGGACAUGCACAUCUACAUGGGCUACUGCGGCUGGGAGGCGUUCAGGACGCUGGCCCGGAACUACUUCCUCGUCGACGACCACGCGCUGUUCCCGGAGAUACAGGAGCUGCUCUCCGCUUUGGAGGUGACGCCGGCCGAGGUGUCGGAAAUGCUGCUGCGGAGCGAGGACGUCGACGUGGCCCUCCGGGUUCUUGCAGAUUUCCUCCAGGAGAAGAGACGGAGCACACUGAAAGAAACAGAGGACAAGAAGGACGUGGCAGAGACAGCAGUAUAGUGUCUUCUUCAGUGUUGAUCAGUGAGCAUCCGUUCCUCCAUGGACCAUUUUAUUUCUGGAGGAGGGCAUCGAGUGAUUAGAGUUUAAACAUGAGAAUAAACAACCGGGCAUGCAGUAGGAAUAGUCAGGUCUUUCCACGUCUUAUCCGCCGAUCCUUUGUUGCUAUUUUGUAAACCACUCCCAUCACCCUUGCAUCAUCGUAUCCAUUUCCAUCUAUGAAAUCGAAGACAUGAACAGAAAAAAUAGCCUAAAGAUUACCCUGUAAAAAUCAUGUUCACAGAUCAAAAUUUAGCUCUGAAACCGUCAGAACUAAAUUGCUACAGAGGCCAAACAUAAGUUGAUGCUAAAAAACACUGUUCCAUUGAGUAGAAUGCUAAAAAACACUGGUUUUAUAGGAGUGCGCGAUUAUAGGAUUUAGAGAGGGGCAGCACUAGGAUUCAUAUGACCUCUGUUGCAGGUCAUCUCCGGGGUUUCCAGUCAGAAAUAAAUCUAUCCAAGAGUAUCACAAGUUGCAAAUCCAUCAAACAAAAAACAUCAGGCACAAAAGCAUCUGCAUAUUUUCUCUUAUCAGAGUAUAUUGGCAUAUAUUUGUAUUUGGUAGUUUAAGAUUUGUAAUCCCAUGAUACAUAGAAAAGCUUCUUACCCUCCAAACCUUAUACUCUAUAAAAUCCACCUUCGGACCUCAAGUAAUACAUCAAUUGCAUUA
Phragmites australis (common reed) is the source of this 2284-nucleotide messenger RNA. RefSeq names its product AAA-ATPase At3g50940-like. The record is from RefSeq and is a predicted model, not a curated record. NCBI's taxonomy places the organism in Eukaryota, Viridiplantae, Streptophyta, Magnoliopsida, Poales, Poaceae. The transcript has a single exon. Bases 85 to 1578 code for a protein of 497 amino acids. Gene Ontology annotation, molecular function: ATP hydrolysis activity; ATP binding.